Exophiala viscosa is the source of this 1811-nucleotide messenger RNA. Its product is annotated as thiamine biosynthesis protein. Gene Ontology annotation, molecular function: hydroxymethylpyrimidine kinase activity; phosphomethylpyrimidine kinase activity; thiaminase activity. The transcript has 4 exons. The record is from RefSeq and is a predicted model, not a curated record. Lineage: Eukaryota; Fungi; Ascomycota; Eurotiomycetes; Chaetothyriales; Herpotrichiellaceae. Gene Ontology annotation, biological process: thiamine biosynthetic process. Bases 206 to 1768 code for a protein of 520 amino acids. Gene Ontology annotation, cellular component: cytosol.
UGCAUAUAAAAGCGGAGAUGUGGUAUGACGUUUCAUUCGUUAAUCCGCAACAUCAUAUGUCAAUUGCAGCCUCCUCUUUCUUAACUUACUUCAAGCGAACCUAAAUUAUCCGGCAUCUUCAGCGAGCAUUACCGUUCUUUGUUUCCAGUCAUGCUGUACACCUAGCCUAAGUAGCUUCGAAUCAACUUCUGACUUCAGGGUCAAGAUGGCGCCGCCUGUGGUUCUGGUCAUUGCCGGUUCCGACAGCUCCGGAGGAGCGGGCCUUGAAGCAGAUCAAAAAGUACUUGCUGCUCAUGGCUGCUAUGCCAUGACCGCUACGACAGCGCUGACCGCCCAAAACACGAUGGGCGUUGAUGAUGUUCAUGUUACGCCUCCGGCAUUCGUCGCCAAACAGAUCGAUUCGUGUCUCUCGGAUAUUCCGUGUGAUGCAGUCAAGCUUGGCAUGCUUGCUUCGGCCGAGACCAUCAGAGUCGUGGCAGAUGCCCUCCAGAGACACAAGGUUACUCCGAUUGUGCUUGAUCCUGUCAUGGUCUCAACCAGCGGAGCACAACUUCUUCCUGGAGACGCCAUUCGCAAUCUCCGCGAGAGACUGUUGCCCAUCACAACACUCUUGACGCCCAACAUCCCCGAAGCAACUCUGCUCCUUCGAGACGCCGACAUUCAAUACAAAUCACCUUCCGGACUCGAAGAUCUAAAAGUCCUAGCCAAGAUGGUCCACGCAUUAGGACCGGAAGCCGUCCUUCUGAAGGGCGGACACAUGCCCCUGACGAAGGACUACCUCAAAGCCACCACGGACGAGGAAAAGUCACGCACCGUCGACAUCCUUUACGACGGCAAAGACUACACACUCAUCGAAUCACCCUACCUCACAUCCAAAAACACCCACGGCACAGGUUGCUCGCUCGCCAGCGCAAUAGCCUCAAACAUGGCCCUCCAGAAACAAAGCAAAACAACAAUCUCACUACCGAUAGCAACCCGCCUGGCAGUCCGCUACGUCGCACGCGGGAUAGAGACCUCACACCCAGACCUAGGAAAAGGCUCUGGACCAAUCAACCACUUCCACAACGUACAAGUCCUACCCUUCUCUUCCGGCCAUUUCAUCGAGUACUUACUCUCCCACCCAUCCGUGGUGGGCGUCUGGGAGAAAUACACGCACCACCCCUUCGCCACAGCCAUGGCGCGCGGCACGCUGCCCGAGGGACUGUUCAAAAACUACCUGAUCCAAGACUACUUGUAUCUCACGCACUUUGCGCGCACACAUGCAUUAGCAGCAUACAAAUCGCGCACCAUGCCCGCCAUCACCGCCUCAGCGAAUAUAAUCCUGCACAUCGAGCGCGAAAUGGCCCUACAUCUAUCCUACUGCGCCGAAUUCGGGAUAAGUAAAGCUGAUAUCGAGCGGCCCGACCGAAGAGAGAGUUUGGCUUGCGUCGCGUACAGCCGGUACGUUCUUGACGUGGGCCAGAGUGAGGAUUGGUUGGCGAUACAAAUGGCGCUGGCGCCGUGCUUGUUGGGCUACGGCGAGGCGGCGAGGAGGUUGUAUAAGGACCCGGAGAGUAAGACGACGGAGCAGGGAAACAAGUACUGGCGGUGGGUGGAGAAUUACGUCGCGGAGGAUUAUACCGAGGCUGUGACUGUCGGGAGAGAUCUAAUCGAGUCGCAUAUCGCGAAACAGUCGCCGUCGCGGAUCGAGGAGCUCAUUGCCAUCUUCGUGCGGGCGACGGAGAUGGAAGUUCGGUUUUGGGACUUCGACGCCCAUCCGGAUGAAUGAAGGAGUAACUACAGUAGGAAAAAAAGCAAACAUGAAAUCUUGG